AUGUACGCCGAGGACCGUAACAUCGUGGUCCUCCUCGACAACGCAAGUAGCCACAUCAUCAAGAUCGACGAUGCGACCUCGGAAGACCUUUUCGGCUUUCGCACCCGCUCUCUCGGCAACCGGUGCUGGUGGCACACGGGGUGUAUCCCGCGUUCGUGGGUCAUGGACCUCGCCCACGUGGGCGCAGCCGGCAUCAAUGCGAGCGGCAGCGUGAACGACGUUAAUGCCGCGCUCCCGAUCGAUCUCGAUGAGGAGAUCGGGGACGUAGACAUUCUCAUUGCCCGUCUUGGACUCGGGCCCAGUGCCAUGCCAUCAACCAAGUUUAUCGCAAUCGACGACGACCAGCCGACGUGCGCCGAGUUCGGUGAGGACCCACUUGUGCUUGAGCCAGCUACAACGUAUUCGGGGGCGUCGUGGGAGGCGCCCACCUCCAUGCAGGCCGUGUACGAGGACGAGAACCCCGAGACGCGCGAGGCGAGGCGCACGGCACGGGAGGCAUGUGAGAUGCUGACUGGCUACGCCCAUGCCACCUGCAUCACGCCGUGCAACAUCCCCCCCCUCAACCUCAACGCGACGCCUCCGCCGGCUCCUCGGCCUGCUGCCAUCGCCGAGGAUACCCAGAUGUAA
Messenger RNA from Closterium sp. Yama58-4, 627 nucleotides. The record is from the annotation of a GenBank genome assembly. Lineage: Eukaryota; Viridiplantae; Streptophyta; Zygnematophyceae; Desmidiales; Closteriaceae.